UCCAGGGAUGUUCGACUGGGUUUAAGCCCAGGCUCUGGCUGAGCACUCAAGGACAUUCACAGAGUUGUCCUUAAGCCACACUUGCAUUGUCUUAGCUGUGUGCUUAGGGUCAUUUUCCUGAUGGAAAGUUCACCUUCUGCCCUGUCCGAGGUCCUGACGAGUCCCCUAUUCCCUGCCACUGAAAAACACCCCCAAAGCAUGAUACUGCCACCACCACACUUUACUGUUGGGAUGGUAUUGUACAGGUGAAGAGCAGUGCCUGGUUUCCUCCAUACAUGAUGCUUGGGAACUGAGGUUCAUCGGGCCAGAGAAUAUUGUUUCUCACAGUCUGAGAGAGUCCUUUAGGUGCUUUUUUGCAAGUUCCAAGUGUGUUUUCAUGUGUCUUCACUGAGAAAAGGCUUGAGUCUUGCCACUCUGCCAUAAGGCCCAGAUAAGUGGAGUGUUGUAGUGAUGUUUGUCCAUCUGUAAAUUUCUCCCAUCUCCAUAAAUGAUCAUGGAGCUUAACCAGAGUGACCAUCAGCUUCUGGGUCACCACUCUAACCAAGGCUCUUCUCUAUUGAUUGCUCAGUUUGGUCAGGAGGCCAGCUCUAGGAAGAGUCCUAGUUGUUCCAAACUUCUUCUGUUAAGGAUUAUGGAGGCUACAUGCUUCUGUGAACCUUCAAUACAGCAGGGUUUUUUUUUUUUUUUUGUAGUCUUCCUCAGAUCUGUGACUUGAUACAAUUCUGUCUUUAAGCACUACAGGCAGUUCCUUUGACCUCAUUGCUUGGUUUUUGCUCUGAUAUGCUUUUUCAGCUGUUAGACCUUUUAUUGAGAGGUGUAUGCCUUUCCAAAUAAUACCCAUUCAAUUGAAUUUGCCACAGGUUAACUCCUGUGUAGUAGUGUAGUAACAUCUACAAGCAAAAUUGUAGUGCUCCCGAGUUAAAUUAUAUAAGUAUCCCAGAAAAGGGUUUGAAUUAAGUUUUUUAUUUUUAAUACAUUUGCAAAGUUAUCACAGAUCUGUUUUUGCUUUGUCAUUAUGGUGUAUGGAGUGUAGAUUAAUGUGAAAGAAAAAAAAAAGUAAUUUUAAAGUAGUUUAACAUAAGGCAGCAACAUAAAAUGUGAAAAAAAAAAAAAAAAAAAUUAAGGGGUUUGAAUACUUUCGCAAGUCACUGUAUAUAUAUCCCUGAUGGGAUCAAUUCAACCCCUAUUCGAAUUUCAACUGCUUGAAACACUGGUUAAACUAAUUUUUAAAUGUAGUGGAUAUUUUUCAUUUACGGUCAUGCAUGCAAAGUUACACCACAUAGUUGUGUUUUAGAAAGGCUUUACAAAUUUUAUUACAACUUUUGUGUUGGGGUCAUAUUGACCCCCCACGGAAAAAAAAAAAAAAAUCAACACUUUGGAAAAACAGCAAAGAGCCCAUAAAAAACCCCCAGAAAACCUUAUUAUAGCUCGUCAAACCCUAAAAUAUGGAAUACAUGAAUUAUUAAGUUUCUCGCAUAUUUUUAUAUUUUUCGUCUCUAGAGGUUUUCUGUUUUUACAUGAAUCUUUAGUGUUUUUCAUAGUGACGAUUUUUGGCAAAGUGCAUCGAAACCAAGAGUCGAUAUUUUCUAGACUUCUUUAUUAAGCAAAACUGUCUGAGUGAGUGUCUUUGUCUAAUGAAUUCAUAGUUCAUCUUUUCAGCUUGUAGAUUUCUGAAUGCCAUUUUGUUCAUGAGUAAUUCUGAAUGAAAGACCCACCCUCCAUCCACCAGACCCACAUAUAAACCUCUACUCUUCACUCACGCGCACACACUAAAGAUGCGCAGACUCGUGAAUACUGUCUUGUGUGCACAGGGUCAGUUGGACUGCAGGUUCUGAACUUGAAUUAUUUUUAAGAGAUCUACAAAUAAUAAGAUAAUGUCUUUCUUCGCAUUAAACUUAAGCAACGCAACUUUGGAGAUGGAAGUCACCGGAGAUGAGCCCCGGAACGAGCGCUUGGCUCAAAUCGAGAUCGCGCUGCUGAGCGUCAUUUUUCUCUCCGCAUCAACUCUGAACUUCGGUCUGCUGCUUGUUCUGUGGAGGAAGAGACAGCAGAUGUCCAGGAUGCGUGUGUUUGUGACCCAUCUCUGCUUGGCGGACCUGGUGGUCGCUUUCUUCCAGGUGUGUCCUCAGCUCAUGUGGGACAUAACAGAUCGUUUCAUCGGUCCUGACCUCGUAUGUCGUUUGGUCAAGUAUCUGCAGAUCGUCGGCAUGUUCGCCUCCACUUACAUGAUAGUUGUGAUGACGGUGGACCGUUAUCAGGCGAUCUGCAACCCCAUGGUGACUUUCCAGAGGAGGCGCGCGCGCUGGAACCUGCCUGUGUGCGUCGCGUGGCUCGUGUCGUUCGUCUUCAGCGUCCCUCAACUGUUUAUUUUCUCCAGGGUUCAAAUCGCCCCGGGUGUCUACGACUGCUGGGCAGAGUUUAUUCAGCCGUGGGGACCUAAAGCGUACGUGACGUGGACGACACUGGUGAUAUUUCUGGUGCCCAUCAUUACUGUGACGGUGUGCCAGGUGCGCAUCUGUCGCGCGCUCCAGAUCAACCUGUACCUGAAGACGCAGCAGCAGCAGCAGCAGGGAGGUGAUGGACACCCGCACUCUUAUUCCUCUAGAGCCAGCAACGUAGUGUUUGUGUCCAAAUCUCGGAUUAAGACCGUGAAGAUGACAGUGGUGAUCGUGCUCGCCUACACCGUGUGCUGGGCUCCGUUCUUCACCGUGCAGCUGUGGUCUGUGUGGGACGCCGAAGCUCCGACUGAGACUGCAACCUUCACCAUCCUCAUGUUGCUGGCCAGCCUGAACAGUGUUGCCAAUCCGUGUAUUUACCUGCUUUUCACUGUGAAGUUCCCCAAACUGUUGGGAACUCUCCUGUGCAUGAAACACACAGACAUGAAGGAGUCACUGCCUGAUGAGGCUACGAUGGUCAGCUCUCUGUAUUUGAGCUUUAAACACUCUGACACACGGUGAAAAAGAAACAACACUACAGACAUGUUCAUUGGAAAAAUAUGUUUUUGGACAUAUUAUUAGUAUUCUUUGAAGUACCAUGGAGUACCAUGUAAAUUGUACAUUAAUAUGGUGUGUUUAGUACCAUAGUACAUAUCAAAGUACUGAAUUACCAUCUGAUACCAUCACUGUACCAUGGUAUUAGCACAGUACAUUUAUGUAAAGAAACAAUGAAACCGGCUAUAGGCGUCUCGUUGUGGAGUCUCCAUGUACUGAAGCAUAUCAAACAGCUUAUGAUGAUCACGAUUCAAUUUUACAUUAAAUUAAUGUUCAACUCCAAUUUUACCCCCGCUUACCUUCCCCUUCUUUCAUAUGUCCCCAAAAUGAUUUUUUCUUCAUAAACGGGUCAGUCACUUACUGAUUUUUUUAUCAUUUAUUUUAUUUAACUGUACAUAGCAAGCCGGAAAAUAAAUUGCUCACAGUGUGUGCUGUAAUCACUAUCAAAAUGAUGUACAAAAUAUAAUGUUCUUUAAAUAUUGAUAAAAACAUCUAUUAGACUAUAAGGUGUAAUGUUAUAAAAAUGCCUGUACAUUCUCACUGUUUUAUGUGUCA
Molecule: messenger RNA, 3545 nt
Organism: Ctenopharyngodon idella (grass carp)
Lineage: Eukaryota; Metazoa; Chordata; Actinopteri; Cypriniformes; Xenocyprididae
Gene: avpr2b.1
Product: arginine vasopressin receptor 2b, tandem duplicate, 1
Exons: 2
Coding region: 1875-2957 (360 amino acids)
Biological process (GO): positive regulation of vasoconstriction; G protein-coupled receptor signaling pathway; regulation of systemic arterial blood pressure by vasopressin
Cellular component (GO): membrane
Molecular function (GO): vasopressin receptor activity; peptide binding
Source: RefSeq, a predicted model, not a curated record